Molecule: messenger RNA, 3834 nt
Organism: Cylas formicarius (sweet potato weevil)
Lineage: Eukaryota; Metazoa; Arthropoda; Insecta; Coleoptera; Brentidae
Product: luc7-like protein 3
Exons: 4
Coding region: 203-1282 (359 amino acids)
Biological process (GO): mRNA splice site recognition
Cellular component (GO): U2-type prespliceosome; U1 snRNP
Molecular function (GO): mRNA binding
Source: RefSeq, a predicted model, not a curated record
ACCUUUACAUUUUCUUUGCUGUUCUAUGCUCGUUUUCGGGUCAAUUUUUCGAUCUUGUUUGCGCGUUGUUAGGUGAUCGUAUAACGUAAAUCAAUUUUUAAUUAAGUAAACGCACAUCCAUCGAACUCUUAAAUCUCCGAACUUUAAAUCGAUGGCCUAUUGAGGGUCUUUUAAAUGUUUAGAGAGUAAUCAAAGUCAAAAAAUGGCUGUCCUUGCUGCCGCUCAGCUCUUGGACGAGUUGAUGGGCCGCAACAGAAACGUAGCCCCCAAUGAGAAAGUCAAAGAGUUAAAUUGGGAAGACAACGAAUACUGCAAGUUUUUCAUGGUAAAGUUUUGUCCCCACGACCUGUUCGUCAACACUAGGGCCGACUUAGGUCCAUGCUCGAAAACCCACGACGAGGAGGCGAAAAAAUUGUUUAUUGAUGCCAAGAAAACCCACCACCGCAAACUGCAGUAUAUGGAGGAUUUUCUGCGGUACUGUAGCUCUAUGAUCAGUGAGGUGGAAAGAAAAAUAGUUAAAGGGAAACAGAGACUCGCGUUGAGCAGCAAAAAUACGCUAGCUGCUACGAAUCCCGCGUUAGCGGAGAAAAACCAGGAGAAAAUUGAUAUCCUCAAUGAACGCAUCAAUGAGUUGGAGAAAGAAGCAGAACAGGCUGGUACUGAGGGAAAUGUUGAGCAAGCUCAAGGCUUAAUGAAGCUUUGCGAUCAGUUAAAAGAGGAACGGGACAGUUUGAAGAUGCAAAAUGAGGGUCAGUUAAAUGCCACAAGUCAACUAGCCGUCGAACAAGAAAAACUGAUGGAAGUUUGUGAAGUCUGUGGGGCGUUUCUGAUAGUCGGUGAUGCCCAACAGAGAAUAGAUGACCAUCUCAUGGGUAAACAACAUAUGGGAUACACAAAACUGAAACGAGCCGUGGAUGAGGUUAGCGCCAUGAUCAGGGAAAUUAAAGAUAUUAGAAAAGGGGUUGUUAAGGAUACUAGGGACGAUAAUAGGGAAAAAGAAAGGGAAAGGGACAGAGAAAAAAGGAAAGAGAAAGAAAGGGAUGGAGAGAAGAGGGAAAGGGAAAGAAGAGAGCGAGAAAGGCACAGGACUGAGGAGAGGGAGAAACGUGAGCGGGAAUUUGAUGGGAGGAUUCGGGGUGAUUCGGAACUGGUCCGGGAGACGAAGCUGCGAGAACGGGAGAGGGAGAGGGACAGGGAGCGGCGACAUCGCACUGAUCGCGCAGAAGAUGGCAGACAUCGGUAUCACCACCACGGAAGCUCCUCCCACCGGCACCGCCAUUGAGGUCCGCCGUUUAGUUCAAAAUGACCAGUAAGAUCUCCCAGCCCAGGUAGGUGCCAUUCUACUCAAUCCUAAAUUAUUUUAUCUUUCAGCCAAACAGGUUAGUGCAUUGUUAAGUUCAUCUUUAUUAUAAUAUAAGCAGAACUAGAUUCGUUUUGUAUACGCGGAAAAGUCUUUUUAACUAAUUAGUUGCCCUUUGAUGUCCUUGGAACUGUAACCUAUGAAAAAGACUUUUCCGAAAGUUAAACACGACUAGUUUUUUUUACCUUUUCUAUGGAACAGUCUUUUCCAAUCAAUGUAAGAACAAACCCAAAUCAGAUUGGUUCAUUAUAGGAAUUUUAUAUGGCUGUGUUAUAUAUGAAAAACAUUCUCAAGGUACCAUCUGCCACGCGCGAUUCACAGCACCCACAGUGAAAGGUUGAACUAUUGUGUCGACUAAUUUUCAUUCAAAUUUUGGUGUGGUUUGCAAAUGAUACAAACCGGUUGUGUGUUUGGUGCCAAAUGUUGUCUUAUGAGUUUUCAGCAGUAUGAAAAGAUGGCCCCGCUGCCUCUUCUGCGACCGUCUGCCGUGCGCGCGAUCAUUUUAACAAUAGUUUCGUUAAACGAGGUAUUUAUAUAUGAAUAGUGUAAAUAAUUAAGCAAACGUUGUUUAAUUGUGUGAUAGGGGAAGGUUAACCCAAAGUUUUCAGCGACGAAUCCACACACGACUCUGCCGAUGGGCACAAUCGCUCGCGAUUUUUUGUCUUUGUACGAGGUAUUUAUAGUUUAAGUUUAUCAAAAAAACAUUAAUGUCGUGGUCUUUUCCGUUUACGCACACGCGUGUUUUUUGACUGUUGACUUUUGUGCGCCUGCCACGAGAGGUAUUUAUCCGAAGGUACGCGUUUGGCCGGUACAUUUGAACUACUUGCAUCGCUCGCUAGGUUCAAAACAUCCUGUGUAUUCCAAGGGUUUGUAGAUCAUCUUUGGUUGAAGGUCGCACCCGCUUCUUUUUUUAAUGUCGCAUAAAGCGAAAACGUCAAGAAAUUGUAGUACUUAUUUUCACAUAUAUUAAAUUUGAAGUUUUCACUAUUAGAUAGCUAUUAGAUAAUAUAGGGGCCUAAACGAUAUUUUUGUAGCGCAUGGCCUGGAAGUUCACGCACUAACCACUGUCAUUUUUCCUUCAAACACUAAUUUUCUCCUUGAAAAUUUAUUGGGAGCAGUUACAAAAUGUUGCCGAGAAAAAUGACACUUCCAAACUGAAAACUGUUGAAUUGAAAAUCUGUCAGCGACAAUUUUUCAUAUUUACGUCAACACUGUAUGUCUACAGCUCACUGUACGUUAUCGAUGACGCGAUUUUAAAAACCAUUGUCUGACUUAUUUUGAAUUUAAAUUUCUCUCUUGCGGUUCAGUAGAAAUAAUUUUCUAUAUGCUAUAGAUUGAUGAAACUGCCUUUUGCAUAGUGCGUUUAGUUUUUCUCAUAUGACCACUAGAGACGUGGAGACUGACUUAUGGUGAGGAACGCGUGAAGCAACCAAAACAUUUUUUUUGAGAAGGUCCAUGCGCAUGCGCGACAUUUAACUUCUCGUUUUUAACCAAUGACCUUGUACCAUUCAACAAUUAACAUGGCCGCUGACAGAUCGUCAAUAAAUUUCGAGGGGGCAGUUUUAAGGGCAGUAUUUUGUCAUAAUAUGCCUAAAUCUUCUUAAAUGUUUUGGGAAAACGUGGUAAGUGUGUGGAAAUCACUGUAUAGGAAGAAAACGGCGCAAAAUCCAGGUUAGUGGGUGAAAUGUAGAGGCAUGCGAGGAAAGUCAUUCUCUACGACAAUAUCAGUGCCGCCUACGGCCAUUAGGGCCAUAGCUAUGUGGUUUUCCUUAAUAGAAAUGACCGAAUGUUCUGUUAUUUCAGCUUGACGAGAAGUAACUAACUUUCUUUUGUCUCAGUUCUUGAAGUACUUGUAAUAUUUUAUCAAUUUCAAAAAUUAAAGCUAUUGGAAAUCGUAACCCACUCCAUGGUAUAUGAUGUUUGACGACAAAGUUCAACGAAUACUUCCUUCCAUCUAGUUCUAAAUGUACUAAAAGAUGUCUCGUAGAAUUUAUCCAAUAGAAGCGUGGAAUACAUAGCGGUGUUUAAGAGCCCUUAGAACGCGCGCCCAUUGCCACGCCCCCUCUUCACGUACGGUUCAAAUGUAUCCGCCAACAGGACGAAAAGAAUGCGAAAAAGCUAGCUCGGCCGGUGUCUCAUGCUGUCGUUCGUUGGAUUUUUGCAGUUCGGAGUACAGGUGAAGUGAGGUAACUGAAAGUGGGCGGGCCCGAUGCAACCUAUCCGAGUCUCGUCGACGUAAUAAAAGGUGAUCUAGUAGUAAUCGAUUAUUUUCCUAAUUAGUUUCAUAGUGUUCUGAAAGAGGCAAAGGCGUAAUGAACAAAUUCGAUCGUCAACCUAACCUAAAUUGUACGCCGUUGCCUGGUUCAAUGGGCGGUGUCGCCAUUUGAUUUGUUGUGUAAACCCAGAGUGUUGUAUAUAAUUUAGGUUCGUACAAUUUUCACUUUAUAUUUGAUUAUUAGAGAUUUGUGUCAGUC